ACUGAGAUCUGGAAGCAGGAAUCAUCGCUUCUUAUUCCUGCUGAAUGAAUAAUAAAGUGAUUAUUAAUCAACUUUGAUGAUUAGAUGACGAGGAUUAAAUGAUGAAUCACCCAUCUGAAGAGAGCUGGUAUUACGUGGGAGUGGACGUGGGCACCGCUAGUGUUCGUGCCGCCUUGGUUACCCGGGAUGGACAUGUUGCAAGAACAUCAGAGGAACCAAUCCAAAUCUGGGAGCCUCAUCCAGACCAUUAUGAGCAAUCUUCAGAAAACAUCUGGAGCAAGUGCUGCAUCACAGUGAAGAAAGUGACUGAGGGCAUCAUAAAAGACCAUGUGAGGGGGAUUGGUUUUGAUGCCACAUGCUCUCUGGUGGUGUUGGACCAGGACUUUAAAUCUGUUGCAGUCAAUAAAGAUGGUGCCAAAGAGAGGAAUGUGGUCAUGUGGAUGGAUCACAGAGCGAUGGAGCAAGCCUCUCGGAUUACAGCCACCAAGCACAGUGUCCUGAAUGCUGUAGGUGGUGUGAUGUCUCCUGAAAUGCAGCCCCCAAAGUUACUGUGGCUGAAGGAGAAUCUGAGAGAGAGCUGCUGGAGGGAAGCUGCACACUUCUUUGACCUUCCAGACUUCUUAUCUUGGAAAGCAACAGGUUCACUAGUAAGAUCUUUGUGCACUCUGGUCUGUAAGUGGACCUAUUCUCCUCCAGAGGGGUGGGGCGACAGCUUCUGGACUACCAUUGGACUUGAGGACUUGCUUGAGGACAGUUAUUCCAGAAUUGGAAAGCAGACUUGCUGUCCUGGCAGCCCAGUUGGAGAAGGACUUACAGACAAAGCAGCUUCAGACUUGGGUUUAAAGCCAGGAACAGCCGUCGGGGCAUCUCUUAUUGAUGCUCAUGCAGGAGGACUGAGUGUUAUUGGAGCAGAUGUAAAUGGACAUCAGUUACCCUGUGAAAACCAGCCUAUCACAUCACGCCUUGCUCUUAUCUGUGGAACCUCUUCCUGUCACAUGGCUCUGAGCCAGAAGCCUCUGUUUGUUCCAGGCGUGUGGGGUCCUUACCUGUCAGCUAUGGUUCCAGAGCUUUGGCUUAAUGAAGGUGGUCAGAGCGCCACUGGAAGACUGAUUGAUCAUGUGGUGAAAGGACAUGUAGCCUUCUCUCAAUUAAAAGACCAGGCCAUGAAAAGUGGAGAGCAUGUGUAUUCUUUUUUAAACCGCUAUCUAGAGGGAAUGGGAAAAGACCUGACGCACAUGGAUGAGCUGACCACCGACCUGCACGUGUGGCCUGAUUUCCACGGCAAUCGUUCUCCACUGGCAGACCAAACCCUAAAGGGCAUGGUAAUUGGACUGUCUCUAUCACAAACACUGGAUGACUUGGCACUUCUUUACCUGGCUACUAUACAAGCUAUUGCUUUUGGUACCAGACAUAUCCUUGAUGCAAUGAAAGAGGCAGGACAUGACAUCACAACAUUGUUUCUGUGUGGGGGGCUCAGUAAGAAUUUCCUGUUUGUCCAGAUGCACGCCAACAUUACAGGCUUACCGGUUGUUUUGCCUGCAGAAAGAGAAGCUGUGUUGGUUGGCGCUGCUGUACUGGGUGCCUGUGCAUCACAUGAUUACAGCUCAAUACAGGAAGCUAUGGGGAAAAUGGCCAAAAUUGGAAAAGUUGUCCGACCUAACCUUGAGCUUGAAAGCUUCUACAGGAAGAAGUAUGCGGUGUUCCUCCGGCUGUUUGCCCAUCAAAGAGAGUACACAGCGAUGAUGAGUGACUGACGACUGCCACUUCCACUUCCUCUCUACCGUUUACACAGAAAGUAAAGGGCAAGACUGACACUCACCCCUGAACACACAUCGUUCACACAUUUCUUUCUCUGUGACCAGCUCUGUGACGAUAUUGCUAAUAAUGGAACUGGUUUUCUCUGAAGUCUCUGUGUUUACCAGAACAGCACUUGGUUGUUAGUAGCAGUAAUUUAGAACACAAUUGUUUUAUAUUUUAGAAUGGAAGUGGAAUCAGGACAACACCCAACCAUCAAGUUUUCAUUCAUUAAUUAGUUUACUACUAAUAAUAAUUAAUAAUUCAAUUGCAAAUAGAAGAGAAGUGUGUGUGUGUUGCGUGUGAUUAUGUAGGCUUAAAGCUAUCCAGCAGCCUGUAAAUGAUCAGGGGCCAAUUGCACAAUCAAAUCUUUUUUCCUAAUGCAAGAAAAAAGUGAACCCCCCGGAGUUCUUAAAUAUUUGUGUUAUUACUUAUAAAUGUCUGAUUUUUAUCCAAGUCAUAGCAACAGACAUAAAUGUUCUGCUUAAAGUUGAACAGUGUGUUAUUUUAAUAUUAAAUGGAUCUGAUUAAUAACAAAGCUUAAAUAAAAUGACAGGGAUGCAAGUGGUCCAGUUUUUACUUUUUAUAGAUUUAGUAAAUGCAUCAGCUUUAGUAUUUUUUAAAUUAGAAAUCUUUUCACAACAUGCAAAAUUAAGAGUUAAUUCCUAAUCCCCAGCUUAAGUUACUUAAGUCAUGAGUGCUCAGGUGCAGCAGUAAAACACGUUUAAUAGUUUGUGCUUGUGAGUUUGAAUCUCAGAUCUGCUAGCGGAUGGCCGGGCGCCUACGUGCGGACAUGAUUGGCUAACGUCUUCCAUGUGGGGCAGCCGGAGUGGUUCCUCAUCACUGCUGAUUCACUGAGGAUUUUUCAGGCAUACUACUUAGUGUACAAUAUAGGACACAGCCGCUUUAAAUGCCAUUUGCCACUGUAUACAAUACAAUGCAGGGGCGGCACUGUGGCAAAGUGGGUAGCACUGUUGCCUUACAGCAAGAAGGUCGGGUUGGGUCCGAUCCCAAGGUGGGGCGGUCAGGGUCCUUUCUGUGUGGACUUUGCAUGUUCUCCCCAUGUUUGCGUGGGUUUCCUCCGGGUGCUCUGGUUUCCUCCCACAGUCCCACUCACAUUUAAACCAAAAUCACCUGACAGAUUGGGCCCCUCAAAUUACAGAUCAUGUAGCAUGACUUGAAAAGCACUGUAUACAAUUUCCAGCAGUUUUCUCCCAAUCUAGUCACUCGAUUCUAUUUAGUUACUCGAUUCACAUUUCAGACUCUACCACUGCAAUCCUUCGCUCUUGAUCUCAGGAGCCGCAAUCAUUGCACGCCCCCUGUGACACAUGCCUGAAGCUGGCCACUUCUUAUCACCUGACCAAGACAGGUUCAUAUGGAGAUCAUAUCUUGCACGGAGAGUCAUGCACCGAUCAUCAUAUGCCCUCGUUUUUGUGCAGGCACCCUGGAUCAACCAACAGAGGUUGUAACUGCUACGGUUAGGAGAAGUCCACUCUGGCACUUCCACUCUACAAGCCAAUCUUUGUCCAUAUAGGCGCCAGCCUGCUGAUAGCAGAGUGGGUAGCACUGUCGCAGGUGCUGGGUUAGAUUCCAGGUCCUUUCUGUGUGGAGAUGCAUGUUCUACCUCUGUCUGCGUGGGUUUCCUCUGGGUGCUCCAGUUUCCUCCCACAGUCCAAAGACGUGCAAGUGAGGUGAACUUGAGACACAAAUUGUCCAUGACUGUGUUUGACAUUAAAGACUUAAACUAGUGAAUCUUGUGUAACCAGUAAUUACCUGUUCUGUCAUGAAUGUAACUAAAGUGUGUAAAACACAUACAAAAUAAAUAAAUACAAUAAUUCAGAAACAUCAAACAAGACAAAUUAAA
Molecule: messenger RNA, 3658 nt
Organism: Trichomycterus rosablanca
Lineage: Eukaryota; Metazoa; Chordata; Actinopteri; Siluriformes; Trichomycteridae
Gene: fggy
Product: FGGY carbohydrate kinase domain containing
Exons: 16
Coding region: 99-1754 (551 amino acids)
Biological process (GO): carbohydrate phosphorylation; pentose metabolic process
Cellular component (GO): cytoplasm
Molecular function (GO): D-ribulokinase activity
Source: RefSeq, a predicted model, not a curated record